AUGACCAUCGCGAAAGUCCUUACGGCAGUCGUGUCGUGCGCGACGGCGCUCAUGCUCGUGCACAUCAUUCCCGACCUUCUCUCCGUGAAAACCCGCGAGCUGUUCUUAAAGAAUAAAGCGGCCGAGCUGGAUCGCGAAAUGGGAUUAAUCCGCACGCAGGAGGAGACGGGGCGGCACGUGCGCAUGCUGACGCACGAGAUCCGGUCGUCGCUGGACCGCCCGACGAUUCUCAACACGACGCUGGUGGAGCUGGGUCGCACGCUGCAGCUCGACGAGUGCGCGCUCUGGAUGCCCGCCAACCUCGCGGGCGACGAAGACGAGGACGGCGGCGGGUCCCCAUCGGACCUGCAGCUCAUUCACACGCUGCAUCAGCCCAAGCCCCCGCCAGUCACCGUAACGCUCGCCCACCCCACAGUGAAGCAGGUCUUCAGCACCAGCCGCGCCGUCGUCAUCUCGCCCAACUCGCCCGUCACCGCCAUCCCGGGCGGCGGCGGGCGGGCGGGCGGCAACCGCUACGUGGCCGGCGACGUGGUCGCGGUGCGCAUCCCUCUCCUCCACGCCAACACGUUCACGGGCGGCGGGGCGGGUGGCGCGGGCGGCAACGACUGGCAGGACUCGCGGGAGAGGAGCUACGCUCUGCUCGUCCUCAUGCUACCAGCCGACAGCGCGCGCCGGUGGCACGUGCACGAACUAGAAAUGGUUGAAGUGGUGGCGGAUCAAGUGGCUGUCGCGCUCUCGCACGCGGCCAUCCUAGAAGAAUCCAUGCACGCGCGGGAUCUUCUCAUGGAGCAGAACGUGGCUCUCGACCACGCGCGGGCGCAAGCCGAGAAAGCCAUCCGCGCGCGAAACGAUUUCCUGGCUGUUAUGAACCACGAGAUGCGCACGCCCAUGCACGCCAUCAUCGCUCUCUCCACGCUUCUCCAGGAGACGGAGCUGACUCCGGAGCAGCGCAGCAUGGUUGACACGGUGCUGAAAUCCAGUAAUCUCCUCGCGACGCUCAUUCACGAUGUGCUAGACCUCUCCCACCUGGAAGACGGUAGCAUGCUGCUGGACGUCCGCACGUUCAACCUCCACGGCACCUUCCGGGAGGUGGCAUCGCUGGUGAAACCGGUCGCGUCGGUGAAAAAGCUGGGAGUGACGCUAAGGUUGCAGUCGGACGUGCCGGAGUUUGCGGCCGGGGAUGAGAGGAGGCUGCUGCAGACGGCGCUGAACGUGGUGGGCAAUGCCGUGAAGUUCACGCGGGAUGGAAGCAUUACGAUUACUGUGUGCCUGGAGCGGCCGGAGUUUCAGCGCGACAAGAACUUUCCGAAGUUUGUGCCGGUGGUGGCGCUGGGAGACAAGCAUUACUACAUCCGCGUGCAGGUGAAGGACACGGGCGUGAAGGACACAGGAGUGGGGUUGAGGCAGGAGGACCAGAGGAAGCUGUUCAGCAAGUUCGUGCAGGCAGACGCCACCACCACUCGCAACUACGGGGGCACUGGUCUGGGACUCGCUAUUUGCAAGCGCUUCGUGAGCAUGAUGGGCGGCCAUAUCUGGGUGGAGAGCGAGGGGCCGGGCAAGGGCACGACGGUGACGUUUGUGGUGCGGCUGGGGCUGCCAGAGAAGGCCGACGACCGCAGCAAGGCGGGCAACGCGGGGCAGAAGCAGGCUGCUGGCGGCGCUGGUGGGGCCACCAAGGCGGUGGACUUCACAGGGCUCAAAGUGCUCGUGUGUGACGAUAACCAUGUGAACCGCAUGGUGACCAAGCGUAUGGUCACACGUCUGGGCUGCGAGGUCACCGUGGUGGGGUCGGGCCGCGAGUGCCUGGCGGCUCUUGCAGGGCCAGGCCAUGGCUUUAAGGGCCUCGCGGCUCUUGCCUUUCAGGGAUAUGAUGCCCAGGUGUGCUGCCCCCAACUGCCAGCACCGUCUAUCUGCUGUUAUCUCCUUGCGAACACCACUCUCUCCCUCUCCAACCCCCCUCCCCGUGUACCCCUUCCUCCUUACCAACAGGUGCUGCUGCAGGAUCUGAUGAUGCCGGACAUGGACGGCUACGAGGUGGCCAAGCGGGUGAUCGACCGCAUCAAGAACCUGGAUGAGCGGCCGCGCAUAGCAGCGCUGACAGCCAACACGGACCAGGCCACCAAGGACCGGUGCCUCAGCAUCGGCACCCAGGAGCACGCUGCCUCCAACUGCCAGCACCGUGCUGCUGCAGGUUUUGAUGAUACCGGAUAUGGACGGCUACGAGGUGGCCAAGCGGGUCAUCGACCGAAUCAAGAACCCCGACGAGCGGCCGCGCAUAGCAGCGCUCACAGCCAACACGGACCAGGCCACCAAGGACCGCUGCCUCAGCAUCAACCUUUUUCCUCCGAACCUUCCUGCUCCCCCUCUUUUCCCCACCAACAGGUGCUGCUGCAGGAUCUGAUGAUGCCUGACAUGGAUGGUUAUGAAGUUGCAAAGAGGGUCAUCGAUCGAAUCAAGAACCCCGACGAGCGCCCGCGCAUAGCAGCCCUGACAGCCAACACGGACCAGGCCACCAAGGACCGGUGCCUCAGCAUCGGCAUGGACGGGGUCAUCACCAAGCCCAUCUCGCUCGAGAAGAUGCGCAUUGUGUUCACGGAGCUCAUGACUCUCGGGAAGAUCGUGUCCGAUCCCAAGGCUUAA
Messenger RNA from Closterium sp. Naga37s-1, 2640 nucleotides. The record is from the annotation of a GenBank genome assembly. NCBI's taxonomy places the organism in Eukaryota, Viridiplantae, Streptophyta, Zygnematophyceae, Desmidiales, Closteriaceae.